This is a messenger RNA of Fundulus heteroclitus (mummichog), 5108 nucleotides long. RefSeq names its product glutamate receptor, ionotropic, AMPA 3b. Bases 7 to 3366 code for a protein of 1119 amino acids. Gene Ontology annotation, biological process: synaptic transmission, glutamatergic; modulation of chemical synaptic transmission; monoatomic ion transport. Gene Ontology annotation, cellular component: AMPA glutamate receptor complex; postsynaptic membrane; plasma membrane. NCBI's taxonomy places the organism in Eukaryota, Metazoa, Chordata, Actinopteri, Cyprinodontiformes, Fundulidae. The transcript has 16 exons. The record is from RefSeq and is a predicted model, not a curated record. Gene Ontology annotation, molecular function: transmitter-gated monoatomic ion channel activity involved in regulation of postsynaptic membrane potential; AMPA glutamate receptor activity.
GAGACAAUGGCAACAACCAACCCUGAAGAUAAGUUGGAGGAACUGGCGGUGAUGGUGAAAUCUAUGAUGCGGUCUCAAGUGGCUAGAGACCUGAAGAUUGAUAAAGAUUUUUCCCGCCAGGAGCAGAGGUGGAAAAGCAUACAGCAUCAAUUCCAACAAAUGCAGCUUCAAGUGCAUGCUGUACUUGGAAAAUCUGAUGUAUCAGAAGCACAUCUUCAACCCACGACAUCUGAAGCACCUACAGAAGAAUCAGAUGGUGGUGAUGUCCAGCUGGCUCGUGGUUCCAGGACCAUAAUUGAACCAAAGUUUCUUCCCUUAUCCACGGAUGAUGACAUUGAGCAUUUCCUGACGACGUUCGAGAGGAUGGCCCAGGUGUGUCGCUGGGCUAGAGAUGAGUGGGCGGUUCGUCUGGUCCCUUUGUUGACCGGUAAGGCCCGCACAGCCUAUGUUCUAAUGGAUAUGGCUGACUCUGAGGACUAUGAAAAAGUGAAAGAGGCAAUUCUGGCAAAAUAUGAAAUCACUGCUGAUACGUAUCGACGCCGCUUCAGAUGCCUGAAGAUUGAAGCAGAAAUAUCCGAGCAGAUAAUUCUGGAGCAGUUUUUAAGAAUGGUUAAUCCAGAGUUGGAGAUCUGGAUCCGUGAGCGCGACCCGAAGACGGCAAAAGAAGCAGCUACUCUUGCAGAGGUCUUCACGUCAGCCAGGAAGGGAGCAAGAGCACCUAUUUUGGCCGAGAGACUCACUAUGCCCCAUCAAGAAAAAAUCAAACCGUUCUUGGACCCUCAGCUCUUUAAAGAAGUUCCAGGAUUUACAUCACUGGUCCAACAUAAGAUUCGGCUGAAAGAAGAUGCACCGAGUCGGCAAAAGAGCUAUCGCAUACCAGAACGUUUGGUUCCGGUACUGGAAAAAGAAAUAAAGCUGAUGUUGGAGUUGGGAAUAAUUGAAGAGUCUAGGAGUGAGUGGUGCAGCCCGAUUGUGCUGGUGCCAAAGAAAGACGCCUCCCUGAGAUUUUGUAUAGAUUUUAGACAUUUAAAUGCUGUGUCCAACUUUGACCCGUACCCGAUGCCCAGGGUGGACGACUUACUGGAGAAAGUCGGUUCGGCAAGUUACAUCACAACGCUGGAUCUGUGCAAAGGAUACUGGCAAGUGGCUUUGGCACCAGAAGCGAGAGAGCUGACGGCCUUCAAAACUCCUUUUGGUUUUUCCAUCCUGCAGGCCAUCAUGGAGGCGGCAGUGGCCAACAACUGGCAGGUGACUGCCCGCUCUGUCAGCAGCACCACGGAUGCAGCAGAGUUCAAGCGCAUCAUCGAGGAGAUGGACAGGAGGCAGGAGAAGCGCUAUGUGAUCGACUGCGAGGUGGACCGGAUCAAUACUAUAUUGGAACAGGUUGUGACCCUGGGGAAGAACAGCCGUGGUUACCACUACAUUCUGGCCAAUCUUGGAUUUUCAAAUGUGAGUCUGGACAAGGUCUUUGCCGGAGGAGCCAACAUCUCAGGGUUUCAGAUCGUCAACCCUGAGAACCCGAUUGUGCAGCAGUUCAUACAGCGAUGGGAGCGGCUGGAUGAAAGAGAAUUCCCAGAAGCCCGAAACGCUCCUCUGAAGUACACCUCCGCUCUGACCCACGACGCCAUCCUGGUGAUAGCCGAGGCAUUCAGGUACCUGAGGCGCCAGCGCGUGGAUGUCUCUCGUCGAGGCAGUGCGGGAGACUGUCUGGCGAAUCCCGCCGUACCCUGGAGCCAGGGGAUAGACAUCGAGAGAGCUUUGAAAACGGUCCAAGUGCAAGGGAUGACCGGGAACAUCCAGUUUGACAACUACGGCCGCAGGACCAAUUACACCAUAGACAUAUAUGAAAUGAAAACAGGUGGGCCAAGGAAGAUUGGUUACUGGAACGAGUACACGCGAUUUGUAAAUAUAAUGGAUCCGCAGGUCUCCAACGACUCCUCGGUGGAAAACCGAACCAUUGUGGUCACUACUAUUAUGGAAGCUCCUUAUGUGAUGUACAAGAAAAAUUAUAUGCAUCUGGAGGGGAAUGACAGAUAUGAAGGCUACUGCGUCGAUUUAGCAUCUGAGAUUGCCAAACAUGUUGGAAUUAAGUACAAACUGUCAAUAGUAAUGGAUGGCAAGUACGGCGCCCGAGACCCAGAGACCAAGACGUGGAACGGGAUGGUGGGUGAACUGGUCUAUGGGAGGGCAGAUAUAGCCGUUGCGCCUCUCACCAUUACUCUGGUUCGAGAGGAGGUGAUAGACUUUUCCAAGCCCUUUAUGAGCUUGGGCAUCUCCAUUAUGAUAAAGAAGCCACAAAAGUCCAAGCCUGGCGUUUUCUCCUUCCUGGACCCACUGGCCUAUGAGAUCUGGAUGUGUAUAGUGUUUGCCUACAUUGGCGUGAGCGUGGUCCUGUUCCUGGUCAGUCGGUUCAGCCCAUAUGAGUGGAACCUCGAGGAGCAGGAUGAAACCAAAGACCCCCAGACUCCCCCCGACCCUCCUAAUGACUUUGGCAUCUUCAACUCUCUCUGGUUCUCCCUUGGCGCCUUCAUGCAGCAGGGCUGUGACAUCUCUCCAAGGUCUCUUUCAGGGCGUAUUGUCGGUGGUGUUUGGUGGUUUUUCACCCUCAUCAUUAUCUCCUCCUACACUGCCAAUCUGGCGGCCUUCUUGACUGUGGAGAGAAUGGUGUCACCGAUAGAGAGUGCAGAGGAUCUAGCAAAGCAGACAGAGAUAGCGUACGGCACUCUGGACUCAGGCUCAACAAAAGAGUUUUUCAGGCGCUCCAAAAUAGCGGUGUACGAGAAGAUGUGGUCGUACAUGAAAUCCGCAGAGCCCUCUGUGUUUGUUAAGACCACGCCAGACGGCGUUGCCCGAGUGCGAAAGUCAAAGGGCAAGUUUGCCUUUCUCCUUGAGUCCACAAUGAACGAGUACAUCGAGCAGCGGAAGCCGUGCGACACCAUGAAAGUGGGGGGGAACCUCGACUCCAAAGGCUACGGUGUGGCGACGCCCAAAGGCUCAGCAUUAAGAAAUGCUGUUAACCUGGCAGUUUUAAAACUGAAUGAGCAAGGCCUCUUGGACAAAUUGAAAAACAAAUGGUGGUACGACAAGGGAGAGUGCGGCAGCGGGGGAGGUGACUCCAAGGACAAGACAAGCGCUCUCAGCCUAAGCAAUGUGGCAGGGGUCUUCUAUAUUCUGGUUGGAGGGCUGGGGCUGGCAAUGAUGGUGGCUCUGAUAGAGUUCUGUUAUAAAUCACGACAAGAAACCAAACGGCUAAAAUUGGCCAAGAACACACAGAAUUUUAAGCCCGCUCCCCCGACCAACACCCAGAACUUUGCCACAUACAGAGAAGGCUACAACGUUUACGGAACCGAGAGCGUUAAGAUCUAGAGGUUUCCGAAACAUUUCAGCCGUCCUCUACAACUGUGACUAAACAUCUGUGAAAGGCACAGGACCACGGGGGUUUGUGCUUCAUGGCAUGAUAAUCUGCAUUGACGACACGACUUGACUGGUCAUGGGAAGAGCCGAUGAGGUUCCCUCCGCCUCUCAGUGCCUUAUGGAACUCUGAGUCUAAACAAUGCAACUAGAUCACAACGAUAAUGCUCUUUGCUUGAAACUCAUAGAAAACAGAUGAAUGGUGCAGAGUUAAAAAAAAAAAUAUAUAUAUAUAUAUAUAUAUAUAUAUAUAUAUAUAUAUAUAUAUAUAUAUAUAUAUAAAUGCGCAUGAAUGAGAGAAUAAAGCCAUCAUUUGCAACUUUAAGCACAUUUUAAAGUGCCAGAAAGACGAUGUAUCAUACAUGACACAUGUCUAAUUGGUUUCUUGUAAUCAAUGUGAUCAGAUUACUCAUCAUCCUUCUGCUGCCAGAUUUUCACUGGUUCAAUGUGCUGAAAUUAUUUUAUUAGAUCCACUCAGUGCACUGUAGGACACUGGUUAUUAGAAAAUAGCUUUUUAUACUGCUGUGAAUCCCUCCGAAUGACCAUGAACUUGUUGAAGACAGAGCUGUCGCAUCGGGGCAAAAUGCCGCCGAGCCCCCGAAAACAAAGAUGCGCGCUGUUGUUUGUUCUUCAAACUCUGGUGCUGCCGCCACCGCUGUCUUCGGAAAAGUUUGAUAGGACUCAAGAAGAUGAGAGUAAAGAUGAGAAUAACCAGGUCCUGAUUCGCACUUCCAAUACUGCCAAGAGUGUGUUUUGAAUGACAAUGAUUAUGUAAAGUCCGGGUAAGGAAAAUAUGUUUGGUAUACAUGCGAUUUGUAAAAUAUAAAGGGAGGUUUGAUACUCUGAAGAGUCUUUCCCUGAAGUCUAGAUUCAUUCAAGUCUUCUUUACAUUAAAGUAAAACCAAACAAAUGGGUUCUUCAGUUGUAGAUUAACUGUAGUCUGGUUAAAGGCUCACAGUAAGGUUUUUUUUUUUUCUGUCAAAUUGCACAUUUUCCAAUGAGCUGUGGUUUGCUUUCAAAAUGUUUUUCUUCCAUGAAAACUAAGGUGUUUAGUGAUUUUACUUAGUAAAUGAGAACCAUAUAAAUACAACAACAAAAAGAAAAUAGACUUUUUAUAAGAUUACACUGGGGCGUCUCCUGGAGCUUAGCACAUUUCCAUACUGCUGUAUUCAAUUGUGUUCUUUCAUAAAGACUGUGAUUCCAUAGGAUUUAGGAGGAUAUUUAUCUAAUCACCUAAAACUAUGGCCAGAUAAUUUUAUAUGAAAAAAAAGAGACAAUGUGAAGACAAACAAAGAGUAAGCCAGGAGAGAUGUGUACAUUCAGACAAAAGAAAAUAAUUUAUACUAUAUGAUGACACAUUGGGUUUUCCCUUCUUAUGUUAUUUCUUUUUUUUUUUUUUUUUCUAAAGAAUUGCAUGUGUAUUCGGUGAAGCUUGACGAGCUCUGCUACGCACAAACUGAUCCUAGGUUAAUGCUAGAAAUAAAGCCCUGGUAAUUCUUUUUUUUUUUUUUUACUUGUUUUUUUGUUAAGUGUCACCUCCUGCAGAAAUAACCAGAAGAAAAUAAACAAAAUCCCCAAGCGUAGUAGUGGUUACAAAAGAGCAAAAGAUGCAUGCAUAAUUUGCUGAACCUCGUCGAAGGAUGCGCUGUACAAAGAACUUUAAUACAUUUUUUGUAAAUAAAAUGUACAGAAAUGGA